Messenger RNA from Epinephelus moara (kelp grouper), 1988 nucleotides. RefSeq names its product potassium voltage-gated channel modifier subfamily V member 1 (gene kcnv1). Bases 1 to 1488 code for a protein of 495 amino acids. The record is from RefSeq and is a predicted model, not a curated record. Gene Ontology annotation, biological process: protein homooligomerization; potassium ion transmembrane transport. Gene Ontology annotation, molecular function: voltage-gated potassium channel activity; protein binding. Gene Ontology annotation, cellular component: membrane; voltage-gated potassium channel complex. NCBI's taxonomy places the organism in Eukaryota, Metazoa, Chordata, Actinopteri, Perciformes, Serranidae. The transcript is spliced from 3 exons.
AUGAGCCUCACCUCCAGCUCGGUGGCGGCGGCGGAGCUUUACAGCAACAGCCCAUCCCCGAUGUCUCUGAAUUCCAGUGUUUUCUUCAGCGAGGUCAGAGACACGCUCGACUUUUUCAUCAUCAACGUUGGGGGAAGUCGCUACGUGCUAUCACAUGAGCUGCUGGCAUCCUACCCAGAGACCCGGCUGGGGAAGCUGGCCUGCUGCAGCCGAGACUCAGCGCUGGAGCUCUGUGACGACGCCAACUUCCUGGAGAAUGAGUUCUUCUUUGACCGGAACUCACAGACCUUCCAGUAUGUGAUGAACUAUUACCGGACGGGUCACCUGCACGUGAGGGAGGAGCUGUGUGAGAUCUCCUUCCUGCAGGAGAUUGAGUACUGGGGCAUCGACGAGCUUCGCAUCAACCCCUGCUGCCGCGAGCGUUACUACCGCCGCAAGGAGCAGAAGGAGACCCUGGACAUACAGCGAGAGUUUGAGCCCGAGGAUAGUGAUGAGGACUUUGUGGGUGCUGCCUGCCCGGCUCUCCGCCAGCGCCUGUGGGACCUGCUGGAGAAACCCGAAUCAUCGCGUGCUGCUCGCACCUUUGGCUCACUCUCAAUCUUCUUCGUGGUGGUGUCGGUCAUCAACAUGGUGCUCAUCUCGCUGGACUUAGGGGAGGACUUCGGAGUGAGCGACGUUGGUAUCGGUGCACCGCUGCUUUUCGAUGCCCUGGAGUAUGUGUGUGUGGUGUGGUUCACCGGAGAGCUGGCACUUCGGUUUCUCUGCGUGAGGGAUAAGUGUCGCUUCAGUCGAAGUAUUCCCAACGUGAUCGACCUGCUGGCCAUCCUGCCGUUCUAUGUGACGCUGGCAGUGGAGAGCCUCCACGGAGGAUCCACAGAGCUGGAGAACAUGGGCCGUGUGGUGCAGGUCCUCCGACUCCUCAGGUCACUCCGAAUGUUGAAGCUGGGACGACACUCGACAGGCCUCAAGUCUCUGGGUUUGACCAUCGCUCAGUGCUACGAGGAGGUCGGCCUCCUGCUCCUCUUCCUCGGUGUUGGCAUCUCCAUCUUCGCCACAGUGGUCUUCACCCUGGAGCACGACCUUCCCGCCACCACCUUUACCAGCGUGCCAGCCGCUUGGUGGUGGGCGACCACCUCCAUGACCACAGUUGGCUAUGGAGACAUCCGGCCCGACACGGCUGUGGGGAAGGUGCUGGCCUUCCUUUGCAUCCUGUCUGGGAUCCUGAUCCUGGCGCUCCCCAUCGCCAUCAUCAACGAGCGCUUCUCCGCCUGCUACUUUACGCUGAAGGUGAAGGAGGCAGCGAUGCGGCAAGGAGAGAUGCUGAAGAGGCUGGCCCGCGGCUCAGUGGGGGGGGUGGUCGAGGGGGGAGUGGGAGGAGGCGUGAACCUGAGGGACGCCUACGCCCGGAGCGUUCUGGACAUGUUGAAGCUGCAUGGGCGAGAGAGGGCGAGCACCCGGAGCAGUGGAGGAGAAGAGCUGUGGUGGUAGAACCAGGAGACUUGGACCGGUCCAGAACUGAUGUUCCCAUGUCCUUGUCUGUAAGCAGACAACAUAAAAGGACAAAUGAACCCACUUUUUCAUAGAACUCUGAUAACAGGAAUCAAAUGGAACGAUCCCUGACAUGCUACAACCACUCUUUACUGGUGAAAAACAGGCAAAUGUCACGUUUUAGGUUCCCAGCAAUAUGUUUUCUAUUUUAUUUUACAGUAGUUUCCUGUAACAGCCAAAUGACUCCAGCCCUUUGACUUCUCUUGGAAGAAAAAUGAUAACUGCACUGGAUCCAGUGAAGCAAUGAAGAUAAUAGAAAUUUUAGUAACCCUAACAUGUAUUUUGGUUCAAGCGUUCUGGACAUUUCAUAGUGUGUCGUGUGUUGUCAGACAACAUGAUUUGUUGCCACGUUAACCCUUGACUAAGUGGGGGAAAACUAUGUCUGUGCUCCUGUUGUGUUUUCAUGUCUACAUCACAUCUGUGUCCACCAGCCCUCUCUU